AUGGACGGCAUCGGCAAAUCUGGUCUGUUGACCGACGGCGCUCGGGCGGGACAGUCGUUUCCAACCGUGUCAAGCCUAUUACAAGAAAGGCUCGAACGUGAGCGGCGCCCGAAGAGUCGGCAUGCCUUUUCCCCGGUGAACAACGAGACGAUCGCCUCCGCGAGCACCAGAGUCGUGCAGAGCCUGUCACCAACCGAGGCACAGAGGCCAGAGUCCAGUGGAGAAACCGGCGGUACGAGCAAGAAGGGCUGGUCAAUCAAGGAGAUGGAGCACACCUUGUCUACCCUGCAUAAACAGAACUUUGACCUCAAGCUCGAGCUUUACCAUCGGCGCGAGAAGCAGACUGCCAUGGAAGAGCGUCUCGAGGAGCUCGAGGAGCGAUUUGGGAGGUUGGAGAGCGAGAAGUUGGAGUCUGAGGUGCUAAAUGAGAGGCUUGUCCACGAAAUCGAGAAACGGGAUAAGGCACUGGAGGAGGCAGUCGCCAUGAUUGUGGGCCUCGAGGCACGGAUUGACCUGCUGCUGCGUGAGAGGGAGAUGGUCCGCCAGGUUGAGGCCGACGCCUCUCCAUUCUCUCGGACCAAAACGCCUGCGGCCCGCACCCAAAACAUGGCCAUCCCAGAGCUAUCAAAAGGCGAAGAGCUCAAAAAACUCAUGCGCACCCCCAGCUUUGUCAGAGAGCCAGUGGAAAAGACAGAGAAUCUCCGCAACGUCUACCUCAAUGCUCGUGAGUCCAGUAUUCUUAGUCUGCCAUGUUCCGUCGAAGAGACGCCCGAGACUACACGCAUCCAGCAUAGACUGGACAGCCCAGUGCCGAGCAUCCUCAGCGAGAGCUCGUUCGUCAGCAUUUAUGGUCGCAAUAGGACAACCAGCAACCAUGAGACCGACGAUAGUCAUCCAGCGAUUUCGGCAGCCAAUGACGAACGCAAACAAAUGCUCGAGGAUACACCAAGCAGGUCCCCCCGGUUACCAGCCUCACAUAGCGCCGGAAACGGGUCUAGCCAGUUCCGCAACAUCAGUGAUGUUCUGGAUAUUGGCUCAUCCCCUCUCCAACGGCUCGAGAAGCUUGGUGUGGAAGGUGCAAUGAUGAAAGAUGCGCCGGAGGUACACAUUUCACUUCCGAGCACAAACCAUAAUAGAAACCACCCAGCCAUUGCCGGCCGUUCCACCUCACAAGCCAAACCAAGAACGAAGGAAGAAAAGCGGCAAGCUUUGCACAAGGUCCUUACACUGGGAAUCAAUAACGAACUACAGCAGUCCAGGGGCCUCCCGCCAACCCCUGACACAAUGUCCACUUCAACCUUGCGCCGGUUUGAGGGCUCAAAUGAGACCUUGUCCAAGGAUCGGAACACACCAAAUGACAACGGCGGCGCCCUCCGACCCACGUCCAUCGAGGAAGCCGCUAAACCCCGGCAUUCGCCUGCCAACAGCCUCGAUACAUGGAUGCGCGAGAGCCUCAGGCCACCCAGCCUAGACGCUGUAGAUCCGGCGAGUUCGGUAUCCCAGACACACCUUGCCUCGGGAUCUGGCCGAAUUUCGCCGGACCUCUUCUCCUUUCCCAGCUCUUCGGCCGGUUGGGCGGCAAACGCCAUGUUUGGAUCGCUCCAUGGGACGGGUGUCCUGAGUGCUAAUGAAAGGGCCUCCCCAGCCAGUCCAAUGGCGGACAUGUUGGACGCCAUUGGCAGGUCGAUACCGUCGCCAACCCUGGACUCGGACCGCCUGAUUGCCAGCCUUGUUGCUGGCAACACGGCUCCACCACCUCCGAAUCGCCGCUCGAGCCUCCUUGCCAGGACCGGGGUGACAGGGGCAAACGGAUCGGUCUCAUAUGACAACACUCCUCAAUCGACUUCACCGAUGUCCUCCCCGCUUAAGAAGGGAUCGGCCAGGGGUAGCAGAGCCCGAAGCAAUAGCAACGCUGACGCUCGACCACCUACGCGACAGCUGAAGGAAAUGGGCCUGGCACAGGAUCGAUCGAUGACGGUGCCACCUAAGCAGACACACUUCUCACCACCCCCAAACCACAACCAGGAGGCACAGUCACAGCCUCUCCCAAAGCAGCGGCAUUACCCACCAUCCAGCCAGACGUCCCGUCCCCGGUCUCGCGGGCUGAAUGGGCUGUUCCGCCGCUCGACGGGUUCCGCGGACAGCACUCAAGUCUUUCCACCACCCCUAAACUCUCCGCCGGCUACUGAAACCAACUCCAAGACGCCUUCGGCUGCUCCGCUUGUGGGCAUGCCUUCGUGGGUGCGCCGCAGCUCGCUUGUCCACGACGACGACCGUGCUAGCGUCACGCCGCCGCCCAUCCUCAGAAACAAGGCGACUGCAGCUUCCCAUACCAGUGCCCUCGGCAACAGGGCCGAGCACGACGAGGAUGGCGGAGUUCCUCUCGGAGGAGGAGGUGUGGAUUUCCCGGCGAGCGGUGGCGCUGCUACCUCGGUCGGGGGGAACAUUCCUAUUGGUGGUGGCGGUGCAUCUCUUGGUGGAAGUGCUGCCGGUGCUGGUGGUGGCGGAGGAGGAGGCAAGCUGAAGUGGCUUGGUCUUGGCCGAGUAGGCAGCUUGCAUGUGCGAAGGUAG
Molecule: messenger RNA, 2571 nt
Organism: Canariomyces notabilis
Lineage: Eukaryota; Fungi; Ascomycota; Sordariomycetes; Sordariales; Chaetomiaceae
Exons: 2
Coding region: 1-2571 (856 amino acids)
Cellular component (GO): microtubule organizing center
Source: RefSeq, a predicted model, not a curated record